Molecule: messenger RNA, 2467 nt
Organism: Seriola aureovittata
Lineage: Eukaryota; Metazoa; Chordata; Actinopteri; Carangiformes; Carangidae
Gene: ctns
Product: cystinosin, lysosomal cystine transporter
Exons: 11
Coding region: 86-1225 (379 amino acids)
Biological process (GO): L-cystine transport
Cellular component (GO): lysosomal membrane
Molecular function (GO): L-cystine transmembrane transporter activity
Source: RefSeq, a predicted model, not a curated record
GGUCUUGUGCUUGUGAUCAGCUGAUGAGGAAGCAGCGGAGGCAACACACACAGCUGCGGUUGACAGUAUCUAACAUUUUGCAGAGAUGGGUGGUCUGGCCUUGGCCAAGAGGUGGAUGUUUGCUCAGCAGCUGCUCCUGUGGACACUGGCCAACCUCUCAGACUCCAGCAUGCAUUUGCUUGCUCCUGAUGCUGUCACACUUGAGGAGGACUCUGUAGCAAACAUCACCAUUACCUCCAGUUCCCCUGCCAACCAGUCAGUUGUGGUUCAGUUUAAUGUCACCUACAGCUCCAAGACAAACUACUCAUCUAUAAUCACACUCCCAGAGGAGGUGUUGCUGCCAGUGGACGCAACCUCAGUCACUUUCAAUCUGACAGCCCAUGAUGUCGGCCAGGUGACCACAUACCUGCUUAGCAACAGCACGGACCUCAACAGUUUGUCCGUCAGGAUCCGCUUUAUGGUCAUCCAUAGCAACAUUGUGGCAGUAAUAAGUCAAGUGAUUGGCUGGAUUUACUUUCUGGCCUGGUCGGUGUCCUUCUAUCCACAAGCAUGGGAAAACUGGAGGAGGAAAAGUGUUGUAGGUCUCAACUUUGACUUCCUGGCUCUCAACCUUACUGGCUUCAUCGCUUACAGUGUCUUCAAUAUAGGGCUGUUCUGGAUCCCAUAUAUAAAGGAGGAGUUUCUGAACAAGAACCCGAAUGGAAUUAACCCUGUCAACGCCAAUGACGUCUUCUUCAGUCUCCAUGCUGUCCUGCUCUGUUUGGUGUACAUCGGCCAGGCGGCUGUGUAUGAGAGGGGGGGUCAAAAGGUCUCCUGGACGGCCUUUUUUUUGUUGCUGCUUGCCUGGGCGUUUGCCUUGGUCAGCUUGUUUCUGGCUGUAGCAAAACAGAUCACCUGGCUGGAUUACCUCUACUAUUUCUCAUACAUCAAACUAGCAGUCACUCUGGUCAAAUAUGUGCCGCAGGCGUACAUGAACUACAGACGAAAGAGCACUGAGGGGUGGAGUAUUGGGAAUGUGUUGUUGGACUUCACCGGUGGAAUCCUCAGUAUUCUACAGAUGAUCUUACAGUCUUACAACAAUGAUGAGUGGAGGCUGAUAUUUGGUGAUCCCACUAAGUUCGGGUUGGGUUUGUUCUCUGUGGUGUUUGACAUCCUCUUCAUGACUCAGCACUACUGCCUCUACAGACGGCCGCAGUACGAAGCUGUGACAGCGCAAGAAGACUGACGCUGACUCAAUGCUGUGUGGAUAGAUUGUCUAAAAACACACACUCACAUGGGAGCACAUGACCGAUUUUCGGUCAACACGAAUGAACGAAUCUUGAUCAAGCAACAGAUGAUUCAAGUUACUGGAGAGAGGUCCUGGUGGUCAUGGAGCUCUCCAGAGCAGAUUUAAACGUCUGAUUUGUUUCCAGCAGCUCUGAGCUCAGUGUGCCUUCUUCUAAAACAUCUCAGGAUCAGCACUUUUUUUCCACUUUUUUUCCACUUUUUUUCCUUUUUUUUUUUUUUUUUUUACCACUGUACAAAUAUUGAGUUGAUAGAAUGUAUAAAAAGAACAAUUGAUGAAACAUUUUUUUUAUUAAAUUCAAUAUGGCAUUUAAGCUUGCAGUAGUGACAGUGUUUGCUGAAGGUCUGAUUGUGCUAAUUGAGACUCCCAGAAAGAGGACUGUAGCACAAUCCACUGUUACAACAAACAUCAGCAGAGAGCCACACAUUUAGCCAAGUGUGGUCAUUGUAUAUUUUAUAAGAACAGAUGCCUUUCUCAGUACCGACUGUGCAGGUUAGGUGUAGGUUGUUUAGUGCACCAUCAGCUAGAAGGGCACCAAAGAGGAGGAAGAAAUCUGUUGCAAUUAAUUUCAUGCGCGCUUUCUUUCUAAAAGUCCGUCUCCGCCCGUCCAAUACACGUGUUACAUUACUGCUCGCUCUGCAGUAAACACCUGAUACUGAGAGAAGACUGCAGGCAGACUCUGUAGAGGGGCACUAUUUUGUGAUUAUUAUUUGUGAUCCAGCGGUUCCUUUGUAAGAAUCAUGUGUAUACACAGGUGUGCCUCCCUAAGAGUGAUUAAUGAUUAACAAUUAUCUAGACCUGGAAAUUAAAGGGAAAGUGAGGAUCACAUGGUUGUGAUCAGGACCGAUUCUGGCAUUUUGGUUAAGAGUCUAUAAAUCCAACAACUAUUCCAGAUGUUACCUCCUGGAAAACAGCUGUCAAAUCAGAUAGUUUUAUGUCUGUGUCAGUGACAUUGAACAGGUGAAACCACACUUCUGAUUUCAGUAUUUUGUUGGUGCUGAGGUUACAGAGUGUCUGUGUGUAGAUCCUGUGCAGAUCAUACUGACACUCUGGAGAUUACAACAUAAAGAAACAACUAACUUACUUCAUUAUACAGAGCCAUUCAGCUGUAACAUGUAUCUAAACUGUUUAGUGCAUGCCUAAAAUGUGUACUGUAAGUUAUAUAAUAAAGAAAAAACUAGA